Messenger RNA from Lates calcarifer (barramundi perch), 1707 nucleotides. RefSeq names its product synapse differentiation-inducing gene protein 1-like. The transcript is spliced from 3 exons. The record is from RefSeq and is a predicted model, not a curated record. The coding region runs from base 196 to 714 and encodes 172 amino acids. Lineage: Eukaryota; Metazoa; Chordata; Actinopteri; Centropomidae. Gene Ontology annotation, cellular component: membrane.
ACUAAUAAGUAAAUUAGGUUGAACCCGCUUGGUCAGUUCGUCUUGUCGCUGCAGGGAACAUCAAACUCAACUCAGAAGUUAGCGGUGGAAAUUUAACGUAGAGUUUUUCAGAGAAAAGACCGUGAUCCAGACGGCAAACGGGGAUUUUUUUUUCUUCUUCUUCUUCUGAAACCCCAGAGACCAAAUUGUUGCAAUAUGGACCCCAACAAGUCUGCGACCGCUCCUCCAAUGGAAUGGUCUGAUCAGAAGUCCUCCAUGGGCCAGGUGGCCCCUCCGGCCUACAACCCACACAUGGGGGGCUACCCUCAGGCCGGGUACCCAGUCCCUCAUCAGGGCUUUGGGCCUCCACCACCUUAUUCGGAGGCACAAUAUGGACAACAGCCGUAUCCCAUGACUCAGCCAUACCCAAUGCAGCCGGGCACCGUCACUGUCCAGCCCACAGUAUACGUGGCUCGACGCACGCUGGCUCAGCCUGUCAACGACUACAUGGGUUACUCCAUCUUUACCAUGCUGUGCUGCUGCUUGCCACUUGGAAUUGCUGCCCUCAUCUACUCCAUCUCAGCUCGGGAAGCCAACCACGUCGGGGACCAGAUAGUAGCAGAGCGGAGCAGCCGGAUGGCCAGGACACUGAACCACGUGGCCCUGGGACUCGGUCUUGGAAUCUCCAUCCUCAUCGUUGUCUACGUAGCGGUUGUGGCAUCUGUCUUGAGAUGAAUCGGUUUCAACAUUCCUAUAUUUCUAGUCCCCAUACUCACUCUACAUCAGGUGAUCAGACCACACCAGGAACAUGACUGGCCAUCACAAAGAGUUCUUAUUGGGAAUUUGGAACCCUGGAGUCAGCUGACUGACUAAAGUACCUUUAAAAUUUUAUUUUCAAAAGUAGUUGGCCACUUAUUGUUUGGAGAUCACAGAGGCUCUUUACAUAUAAUCAGUUACUCUCCAACACUAUGGAGAGUAACCACUACAACUUUCCAAAGAUUGAUAUUUCUUAAAAAGUUUUGUGUUUGUGAUUUGCUUGCUGUAUUAUCACACAUCAAAAAUCAACAUGUUUUUUAUGUAAAAUAUUUUCCAGCUUUAAUGCUUUACAAUUAUAACCUCCUUUCAGUUUUGCUUUACCACACGUGUAGAAUUUAAGUAUUUCAUGUUCAAAUAAGUCUUAAAGAGAUUUUGCUUUGUAUAUACGAUGGAAGAAAUACUGCUGCCCUUGUAACAGAAUUGUUGGCUGUAAAUAUGCCCUAACACCUUCAAACUCUCUAUGGUAUGGUAACACAGAAUUACACAAAAAACACCAACAACAACAAAGUAAUACUUCAUAAAUACUCACAGAGGGAGAGAUUUGGCUUUGUGAAGCUCAUGCUGGACAAGUGGGAGCCUGACUGUUGUCAGAGGGUCUCUGAUCUGACAGUGUACACUAAAGAGGGAAGGCCUCUUUAGUCUUUAUUCCAGCUGAACAGGAAUGCACAGCUUCUCACAAAAUCAGCAGAAAGUUAGCAACAGUGGAGCCAAUAUGGCUGAUCUAGCCAGUUGCUCAGUCAGUGGCUCUCUAUUUUGAAAGCUUAGUGUUAUGUAUCGUUGGCCUGGCUGUUGUUCGUCAUGCAAUGUCUGUAUGUUCUUUUCUUAUCCAAAGUAAAAAAAAAAAAAAAAAAGAUGUUACUAUAUACCAAAUGUUUUUAUAAAUAAAGUUCAAGUAUAUUAAGAGAGAAACCA